This is a messenger RNA of Zingiber officinale, 1933 nucleotides long. RefSeq lists its product as uncharacterized. The coding region runs from base 245 to 1681 and encodes 478 amino acids. The transcript has 3 exons. The record is from RefSeq and is a predicted model, not a curated record. NCBI's taxonomy places the organism in Eukaryota, Viridiplantae, Streptophyta, Magnoliopsida, Zingiberales, Zingiberaceae. Gene Ontology annotation, molecular function: protein dimerization activity.
GAAGCUUGCCAAGGGAUUGCCUCUUUUUUCUACAAUAAUGCUAUACCUUUUCAUGUGGCAAAAAGUGAUGAAUUCAAGAAGAUGCUAGACUUGGUUGCAAGACAUGGUAUUGGCUUUAAGCCUCCAUCCUACCAUGAGAUUAGAGUCAAGUAUUUGAAACAACAAGUUGAUUGCACCAAAGAAGUUAUAGAGCAGCACAGAUAAGAGGAGGAGGACUAUAUUAAACUUCUUGGUUAAUAGUCCUAUGGGAACCAUUUUUUUGAAGUCAAUUGAUGCAUCUGAUAUAUCUAAAACAGCUGACAAGAUUUUCAAGUUGAUGGAUGAAAUUGUUGAAGAAGUUGGUGAAGAGAAUGUAGUGCAAAUUGUCACAGACAAUGCAGCAAACUACAAAGCAACCGGGGAGAUGUUGAUGGGGAAGAGAAAGAGGCUAUAUUGGACGCCUUGUGCAGCUCAUUGCAUCGAUUUAAUGUUGGAGGAUUUUGAAAAAAAGAUACCAAUACAUAAAGAGACAAUUGCACGAGGUAAAAAGAUCACAACUUACAUCUAUUCAAGGACUGCGCUUAUUUCUCUAUUGCAUCAUUUUACCAAAGAAAAGGAUUUGAUUAGACCAGCCACUACCCGUUUUGCCACAUCUUACUUGACUUUGGGUUGCUUGAAUGACAAUAAGGGAGCAUUGAUUAGAAUGUUUACAUCCAAAGAAUGGAAAUCUAGUCAAUUUGCAAAGACUAAAGAUGGAAAGGUUAUUGAAAAUGUGGUAAUGGAUAAGGACUUCUGGAAAAGCAUUAUUACAUGCUUGAGGAGUGCUUAUCCUUUGAUUAAAGUCCUUCGUUUGGUAGACUCAGAUGAGAAGCCUGCCAUGGGGUUCAUUUAUGAGGAAAUGGACAGGGCCAAAGAAAAGAUACAAGCUGCCUUUAAUGGUAUUAAGAAAAGUUACUUGCCUCUAUGGGAAAUUAUAGAUGCAAGAUGGGAUAAUCAACUGCAUCGGCCUUUGCAUGCUGCGGGCUAUUACCUUAACCCUCAAUUUCAUUACAGUCCUAAUUUUAAAGCUGACUUUGAAGUGAAAAGAGGAAUAUAUGAUUGUCUACAAAGGAUGGUUGAAAGUAUGGAAGAAGUAAAGAAGAUUGAUGCUCAACUGGAAGACUUCAAAUAUCGAAAGAAAUUCUUUGGUAGUGCAGUAGCCACUUGUGGAAUUGAAACCAAAACUCCAGCACAAUGGUGGGAAUCAUAUGGUUAUGAACAUCCUGAGUUGCAAAAGUUUGCUAUUCGUGUUUUGAGCUUGACAUGCAGCUCAUCUGGCUGUGAGAGGAAUUGGAGUGCAUUUGAGAUGGUCCACACUAAGAGAAGAAAUCGUUUGAAGGCAAAAACGAUGAAUGACGUAGUCUUUGUGAUGGCUAAUUCAAAAUUAGCCAAGAAGAAGGAAUUGAGGAAAGUCAAUGACUAUAGCAUUGAUGACCUAGCUUCUGAUGAUGAUUGGAUUGUGGAUGAUAGUGAAAAUUUAGAUUUGGAUGCUUCAAAUGAAGAUUUGGUUCCAGUUGAAGAAGGACCUAGUAGUGGAGCACCUCAUGAUGAUUUGGAGCUGCCUAGUUAUGAUGAUGAUGAAGUUGAAGAAGGUGGAGAUGCCAUGGAGGAUGCUGGAGAUGAAGAACACAUGGAGGAUGAUUAUGAAUUCAUGAAUUUAUGAAGCUUAGAACUUGACUAUUAUUUUUCAUGUUGUAGACUUAUAUGUUAUCUAAAAUUUGUGACUUAUGACUUAUUUUAUGUGUGGAUUGUAGAAGACCUUAUAAAUGUUUAGUUUAAUCAAAUGUUUAAUGUGUUUUUGAGGUUAUUAAUCUUAUCUAUGUUAUUUUCUAUGAGUAUAUAUAUGUUUAUAUAUAAUUUUACAUUUUGGUAGAAACUUACGAUUCGUGUUACGAUACUACGAGUUUACGAUUCU